CACCCCUGCUCGCCGUCGUGCACCUCCCGGGGCAGCUGUAUAGCUGCAGCCAGAAGCCAGACUUGACAACUAGGUAGCCCACCAUAGCCCUCACCACGCUAAUGAAUUGGAAGGCGGCUAGAAGACGCUGCUGGAUGUUAAGACGGCUAGCUGGCAAGAAAUGCAUCGUGCUGAUCCUUGUUAGCGCGUAUUUCACUACGGUACGCCGGAGCAGACAAGGCACGGUCGAAGACGCAGGAUAUGGCCCAGAGGCCGCGAGUCCUGGUCCGCCUUGGGCCCUCCAGCUGAAGAGGGGCGCCAGCCCAGACCAGACGUACGCCCAGCUACACCGCCUGCUGACCACCGCCGAGCGCCACUGGCUGUGCCCUCAUCCCGUCCUGGUCGGAGGUCGCUGCCUGGCGUGCUGGGCCAGCAGCAGCGACAGGGUCCAUCCGCAGGCAGAUGGAGAGAAGGCCGUGUGUGCGGACCUGCUGCGGCCCAACUGCUCCGUGCUGUCAUUCGGCACCAACCACGACUUCAGCUUCGACUUGGCGAUGGAGGACCUGGACUGCACCGUGCACGCCUUCGAUCCGACCAUGGGCGUCACCGGCUUCCGCAGGUCGGACCGCGUGUUCUUCCACGGUGUCGGGAUCGGGGCGCAGGACGACUUCAGCGCGAGGUUCCCAGUGGCCAACCUGGGCACCAUCAUCCAGCUGAUCCCGCUGCAGCAGGACAUCAUCGACUAUGUGAAGCUGGACGUAGAGUGUAGCGAGUGGGAGGUGCUACACCAGCAGCUCACCUCCUCCGGGGACCUGCUGCGCGUGCGACAGCUGGCGAUCGAGUUCCACCUGUGGCAGUGGAAGCCGCAGCUGGCUGACACUGCGGACGAGCGUGCCAGAAUCGCUCAAAAGCAGACAAACCAGUAUGUACACGCAGAGGACGCGGAACGCUUUGUGGCCGUGUUGCUGUCGUUACAGGCAGCUGGCUUUCAGUUAGUUCAUAGUCUGCCAUACCAUAUGUGUCACGUGUAUGAGUCUGGGUGCCUGCCGUUUAUUGUUGAAACGCUCUGGGUGAACACGCGGCUGAGUCAUUUGACAAAUAGAUAGCUUUCUCAU
This is a messenger RNA of Pollicipes pollicipes, 1094 nucleotides long. RefSeq lists its product as uncharacterized. The transcript has 3 exons. The record is from RefSeq and is a predicted model, not a curated record. Lineage: Eukaryota; Metazoa; Arthropoda; Thecostraca; Pollicipedomorpha; Pollicipedidae. The coding region runs from base 102 to 1085 and encodes 327 amino acids.